AUGAACCAAGAACAGGCACUCGUGCAGGUUCCCUUCUCAACCAGCGAUCUGGACAAGGCACUAGUGCGUGGGCAUAAUGAAGACUCCCAACUGAGUCGUAUAGCAGCAGCCACAAUUGGAACGGUUGAAAAUGGAGGUCCUGGUCAUAACAUUCUCUCCGUAGAGGCCAUCCCAUGGUUUGCAGCUAUUGAACUUGCACACUGCUUCACCCGGGAUGAUGUCAAAAAGGUCAUGAGAGAGCAACUAUUCCCUGCCGGCAUCUCUUGCGACUUAGGAGCUGGUUACAUGGAAACGGUUAACGGUUCAGGCAUGAAUGGGCACUUGAGAUGGGAGGACGUUGGUCCUCAACCGGCUACGGACAUCAGAGUCUCCUGGCAAGCCAAAAUGUUCUUUUGGAGGAGCCAGAAAGAGCCAGAGGAUAAGUACACUUUUCAGAUCAUACGGCCUGGAGAUUUGUUGACACAUGUCGAAACAAGCAAAGGGCAACAGACACAACUGUUUGCCACCCAAAAGCAAUUUAGACCGUCUUAUGCGACGUAUGAACUUGCACGGGAAUUUCCAAAGACUUUGUUGUUCAGCUGCACCCGUGAUUGGGAAGAGUCCGGCAACUUGUCAGAGGAGGUACCACUGGGGACAGACCCUGCAACGCUACUUGAAGACGUCCAUAGUAUUGGAAAACACUCUGUUGAACGUACUAAAGCCUAG
Molecule: messenger RNA, 705 nt
Organism: Tremella mesenterica DSM 1558
Lineage: Eukaryota; Fungi; Basidiomycota; Tremellomycetes; Tremellales; Tremellaceae
Exons: 1
Coding region: 1-705 (234 amino acids)
Source: RefSeq, a predicted model, not a curated record